This is a messenger RNA of Motacilla alba alba, 892 nucleotides long. It is a transcript of the gene TSR2, whose product is annotated as TSR2 ribosome maturation factor. The coding region runs from base 107 to 871 and encodes 254 amino acids. Gene Ontology annotation, cellular component: nucleus. Lineage: Eukaryota; Metazoa; Chordata; Aves; Passeriformes; Motacillidae. Gene Ontology annotation, biological process: maturation of SSU-rRNA from tricistronic rRNA transcript (SSU-rRNA, 5.8S rRNA, LSU-rRNA). The record is from RefSeq and is a predicted model, not a curated record. The transcript is spliced from 5 exons.
GCAGCCCCCCCCCCCAAAAAGGAUGCUACAGGUACGCCCGCCCCCAAGGAUGCCAUAGGUACCCUCGGGACGCUCUCGGGAGCUAUGGGUACCCCCAAAGGGUGCUAUGGGUACCCCCAAAGGAUGCUAUGGGUACCCUCGGGUCCCCCGGGUGUCAAAGGUACCCCCCCCUAGGAUGCCACAGCUGGCGGUGGCGCAGGGCUUCGGGGGGCCGCAGGGUCCCGAAAAGGCCGCGUGGCUCAGCUCGGCGCUGCUCGACUUCUUCACGCAGAACGCUGACCUGGAGCAGGAGGAGGUGGAGGAUUUCCUGGCCGAGGUGAUGGACAACGAGUUCGACACGGUGGUGGAGGACGGCAGCCUGCAGCAGGUCAGCCAGGAGCUGGUGACCCUCUUUGCCCGGGCGCGGGGGGGGGAUGUUGGGGGGGUGGGGGCGGCCCUGGGGGCUCUGGCCCGGCGCGGCCCCGCCCUGGCCGCCGCCCUGGCCACCGCCCGCCCGGGGGGGGACCCCCAGAGCCCCCCCGGGACCCCCCCAACAGCCCCCCGGAGCCCUGCGGAGCGAGGGGAGGAGGAGGAAGAGGAGGAGAGCGGCGAGGAGGUGAGGAGGCCAUGGAGUGCGGGACACCCCCGCCCCCCUCGGACGGCUGGACCGUGGUGCAGCGGCGGCGGCGGCGAUGAUGGGGGGAGGGGUGUCCUGUGUGUCCCCCCCCCAGCUUGGGGGACACCCCUCCCCCACCCUGCUCCCCAAACUGGGGGGAAUAAAGGCCCUACCCCUAUGGGGGUGUGGGAAGAGGACUCGUGUGAUUAUUGGAGGGAGAGGCCGCUUAGAGAGCCCCUGGCCCCACUGCGACCCCAGAGAUCGUUCCCAGUAUAACCCCGUCCCUCCCAGUUUAAC